Lutzomyia longipalpis is the source of this 2979-nucleotide messenger RNA. It is a transcript of the gene Eip63F-1, whose product is annotated as calcium-binding protein E63-1. Gene Ontology annotation, molecular function: calcium ion binding; enzyme regulator activity. The record is from RefSeq and is a predicted model, not a curated record. The transcript has 5 exons. Lineage: Eukaryota; Metazoa; Arthropoda; Insecta; Diptera; Psychodidae. Bases 1382 to 1885 code for a protein of 167 amino acids.
UUAGGAGAGAUGGAGAGACUUUGAGAUUCAUUAAUUCAUCGUAAUUCCCAUUUUCACUGUCAACACAUUUUUUUUUGCCCACAAAGAAAAUUCUUUUCCCUCCCAGGCAUUGUCUAUCCUUUUAUUCCUGGUGUUGUCUGUGUGUGCCUUAUGUAACAUUCAUGGUGUAUUGUUGUGCUAUUUGGUGUUGACCUCAAUAUUGACCCGAUAUCGUCUUUUGCAAUUGCCCCAGGGGGUGAGGGGGUGAGUGUGUGUUAUGAUUGACUCAUAGAGUUCGCCCGGAGAUCCUUGAAGGAAAGCAACUUUCAUCGGCCACCCCCCUCCCGUCCAUUCUGCCAAAGUAGGAGGGUGGAAUUUUAAUGAUUCCGAUCACGAACUUUUCUAUGUUCUUCGUACAACAUAUAUUUUUGUAUGUACCAACAUAUAUAUACAUACAUAGUUCUUGUGGAUUAGCAGUCCAGUGAGGGGAAUGUGAAUUGUGAGAUUAUUGUGAAGAAAAUCACCAAUAUCCAAGGGGUUGCCAAUUGUCUCAUUUUUAUGAAAAUUUUCUGAAUUAAUAUUUGGAUUUUUUUACAAAAUAAAAUUACUUUGAGUUUCCUUAUCAAAAAAAAUUACUUUGCCAAAAAACAUCGACGAACAACACAAUUAUGACGUCAUUCUAUACAUUUUCUGGGCAAAUCAUUGCUGGACUUCCGCAAUUGAUCUUAAGGGAUAAGAGGGAAGUCUCUUUGAUGAUUUCUUAUUAUUUCUUUACGUCUCUGCAAGAUUACGCGUAUUCCGCAAUUUGCUUCCUCUAUUGAGGGGAUUCCCCGUACAAAAAUGAGUAAACUCCUUUAAUUUCAAAUAUAAUAUAGCAAUGAGAUAUGCAUACAUUUGAGCCAGUUAAAUGCCCCUUUUAGCCAAUAACAUCCCCAUAAUUCACAAAAUUUCGUGUCAAAGAGCUUUUCCACGAGAGAAAAUUUCUUCUCUCUAGAAAAUUCUUUCUUUUCUUCCCUCCUUUAUUAUUUUUUUCCUUUUACCCAACACCACAACAUACUUCUGUGUGGAAUUUGCGUGUCUCCCUUUUGCCUUUUCAUCUCACUUUCACCUGCCCUGGCGUUUAUCGCCUGCCUAAUUGUUGUGGCAACAAAUCAUUUGCUCAUGCUUUGGUCACUUUUUUUUUCGGCGAAAGGUGGAGGUUUACCACCCGCAACCACCAACAUAUAAUUUUUCCAUCCACAGGAAGUGAAACCCCCCGUACCUGAGAGUGAGAAUAAUACUUUGGCAAGAAAGAUUAGGGGCGAUUUAAAUAAAUAUACAUUUUUCUGUGGGAGCUUUAAGAGUUGUGAGUGGAGCCCAUUGACCUUUCGUGUGGGGAAAACUUUUCUUCACAGCAUAAACAAUGAAGAGGAGGGAUAAAAAAGAUCGAGACUUCUAUCUCCGGACGGCAUUUGACUUAUUGGACCGCAACCAGGAUGGCCACGUCACACCUAGUGAGCUGCAAUUUAUGCUUCGCAAUUUAGGGAUUCACGUGCGAGAUGAAUUGAUAGAUGACCUCCUGAAGGAAGCCAGUAACACAGGAAAUGGAUUAAUAGAUGAGGCGGAAUUUCUUCAGUGGAUCGCCCGGAUUCAGGCCAUUAAGGAUGAAUCGGCGUCAAGUAGCAGUAGUACCGGCAGUACACAGCAGCUUAGUGAGGAGGAUGAUAUUACGCAGGACUUAAUUGCUGCUUUUAGAGUCUUUGAUCGCGAUGGGAAUGGCUACAUUACGCGAGAUGAGCUCCAGACAGCCAUGGAUAUGAUUGGGGAGAAUGUAACAGAGUCCCAAUUAACAGAAAUGCUGGCUCUAGCAGAUCUCGAUAAAGAUGGUCGAAUCAACUAUGAAGAAUUUAUUAGGCUACUCCUGUAGAUGGAAACCAUACGUGUGAGUUUCUCAGCUUGCAGAGCACAAAACCAAAGAUCUGAAGCAGAGUCAGAGUUCAAAGGCUGUUUUUACUUGUUAAAGAACAAAUGAAAAAAAAAUCUUUAGUAGUGAAAAAAUACGUGAUUUUAAGGAUUCUUUAUAAAUCAAAAAAAAAAAACCUAUAUAAUAUUUAUUUCUAUCAUUAGGAAUAUUAAGUGAGUACUGUUUAAUAUUAAGGAUUGAGUUCACCAUAAUACUACCUUUCUUCAACAAAAAAAAAUGGUAAAAAGUAAUUAAUUUCCAUUGCUCCCGAAGAAGAAGGUUGCAGCAAUACGAAAAAAAAGAAUUAUUUUAAGAAUAUUUUCUUUCGGGGAGGUAAGAGUGCGGGUGGGAUGUCAAAUGGAAUUUGUGGCCUUUUAUCUGCAAGAGUUGAAUGCUCCGGAGGAUUUAGUGCGCAGGAUUAGUUGACUUUUUUCAUACGUUUGAGAAAUCUAUAGUGUUAACAGCGCUGAGGGGUGUGUUCAGAGAGCACAAAGAGGUGGAAUAAAUUGGAGAAAUUUGUAGUGUUUUGUAUAAAUUUUAAGUUAUUCUCAAGAUGAUUACCACCGAUUUGAGGGCGCUAAUGCUUCCAGGAGUUUCUCAAAGCGCCGAUAAAUGCUAAAAAUUGAUCUUCCUACUUUUAUUUUCAUAAUAAUUUUACUGCAAACUUGAAUUAAACAAAUUAAUCUCAUUGCGCUAGAAUCUCAUAGAAUCCAUUUUAUUGAAAAUUAUUAAAAAAAAAAAGAAAUUUGAAUGAUUUUUGUUGACAAAAAGAAAUUUUUCUUUCAUCGCCCUUUCUCAUUGCAAAGAGAGUGCUGCCCUCUGUUACACAAACUUCUUAAAGUGAAUACCUUACUAUAUUCUUCAAAGCACAAUGAUAAAACGUUCCGUAUAUGUAGCCCCUCUUUCAUCACCCCCUCAGAGCGCAAAAUGUGUUAAAUAUUUUAUUAAAAUUAAAAUGGCAAAAUAAAUUAAAAUUGCAAAAAGCUAAGAGUUUGUUGUAAAUAUAUAUAUUUAAUAUAAUAAAAUGCGAGAGAAAUAUUUAAUCUCUUACCGCUUCA